Corythoichthys intestinalis (scribbled pipefish) is the source of this 5921-nucleotide messenger RNA. It is a transcript of the gene kbtbd8, whose product is annotated as kelch repeat and BTB (POZ) domain containing 8. The record is from RefSeq and is a predicted model, not a curated record. The transcript has 5 exons. Bases 17 to 2002 code for a protein of 661 amino acids. Lineage: Eukaryota; Metazoa; Chordata; Actinopteri; Syngnathiformes; Syngnathidae. Gene Ontology annotation, molecular function: protein binding. Gene Ontology annotation, biological process: neural crest cell development.
UGUAGCAUAUGGAACAAUGAAAUUAACAGUUCACCUGCUGUGGCCUGAACGUAGUUUUCACACCUUCCUCCUGGUGCGCAUGGACUUGAAUUGCGUGCCCGCUUGUGCAGUCCCUGUUUUUUCACCUCUUUUAUCAACAUCAUCAUCGUUUUGGGGCUUUUUGAAGAAACUUCGGACACUCAGUUGCCUUGACAUUUUUCAGAAGGUAGGGAAGCUGUUACAAGUUCAGAAUGGGACACCUCCAAGCACCAACUACAACGGGGUAGACGCCAUACAUGCCUGCAAUAUCCUUCAGCAGCUCAAAGCUCUUUAUGAUGAAGCUCAGCUCACAGACAUUGUCGUAGAAGUGGACCAUGGCAAGACGUUCUCGUGCCACCGGAACGUUCUUGCGGCAAUCAGCCCUUAUUUUAGGUCCAUGUUCACCAGUGGCCUUACAGAGAGCAGCCAACGGGAAGUCAGAAUUGUUGGGGUGGAAUCAGAAUCUAUGCACCUCGUCUUAGACUAUGCCUACACGUCCAGGGUCACGCUCUCAGAGUCUAAUGUCCAGGCCCUGUUCACCGCAGCCAGCAUUUUCCAGAUACCUGCCCUGCAGGACCAGUGUGCCCAGUUUAUGAUCAGCAGGCUCGACCCACAGAACUGUAUAGGGGUUUUCAUGUUUGCUGAUGCCUAUGGGCACCAAGAGCUGAAGGAACGCUCACAAGACUACAUCCGCAAAAAGUUCCUAUGUGUUUCACGGGAGCAAGAGUUCCUCCAGAUGACCAAGGAGCAGCUGGUCAGCAUUUUAAACAGUGAUGACCUCAAUGUGGAGAAAGAGGAGCAUGUCUAUGAGAGCAUAAUCCGUUGGCUGGAGCAUGAUCUGAGUGGUCGUGAGGCCCAUCUUUCAGAGGUGUUUUCCCUGUGCAUUCGUCUGCCUCUGCUGGAUGAUACUUUCCUCAGUCGGAUACCCGCACCGUUUGCUUGCGCCCUUUCCCUUUCUAAAGACCCUGUUGAGGCUAAAGCCCGCCUCACUGGCACUAAUGGUUGCCCCCAGCGCCUGGGAAUGACUGCUUCUGAGAUGGUCAUCUGCUUCGAUGCCGCUCACAAACACUCAGGGAAGAAGCAGACGGUACCUUGUUUAGACACGGCAACAGGGAGGGUGUUCAAGCUGUGCAAACCACCCAACGAUCUCCGAGAAGUUGGGAUCCUGGUAUCGUCAGAAAAUGACAUCUACAUUGCCGGAGGCUACCGACCAAGCAAUAGUGAGGUGUCGAUAGACCAUCGGGCAGAAAGUGACUUCUGGCAGUAUGAACAUGCGGGAAAUCGUUGGCUACCACAUGCACCUCUUUUAAGAGCAAGAAUUGGCUCUCGGCUGGUGCACUGCUGUGGGAAACUUUACGCAUUGGGUGGCAGAGUUUAUGAAGGCGAUGGUCGAAAUGCAUUAAAAUCUGUCGAAUGCUAUGACGCCAGGGACAACUGCUGGACGGCUGUGAGUCCCAUGCCAGUAGCCAUGGAGUUUCACAGUGCGGUGGAGUACAGAGAUCGGAUCUAUGUCCUCCAAGGUGAAUAUUUCUUCUGCUUUGACCCUCGGAAGGACUACUGGAGUCAUCUUUCUCCGAUGAGCGUCCCUCGGAGCCAGGGUCUAGCUGCUCUCUAUAAAAACUGCAUUUACUACAUCGCCGGCAUCUGCAAGAAUCACCAGCGUACUUUCACUGUGGAAGUCUACGACAUCGAAAGAAACAGCUGGAGCCGUAAGAGGGAUCUGCCCUUUGACCAUGCGACGAGCCCGUACAUCAAAGCCAUGCUGUUGCAAGGCAAACUGCACCUGUUUGUACGGGCAACGCAGGUCAUGGUGGAAGAGCACGUGUUUCGCACCAGCCGCAAGAACUCCCUUUACCAGUACGACGACGAGGCUGAUGUAUGGACCAAAGUCUAUGAGACGCCCGACCGCCUCUGGGAUUUGGGACGCCAUUUUGAAUGUGUGGUGGCCAAACUCUAUCCACAAUGUCUACAGAGGGUGCUCUGAUGUAGCCUGGCUUGUUCAUGUGAACUUAAUUUGUGAUGCAGAGGGAGUGGUGUGGUCGUGCCUGCCUUGUGCCUGGUGUUACCUCGGGUUUGCACCACAAAGACCAUUUUUAAAAUACGUCUUAAGCCGUGAAACCUUUUGGUUUGACAAGAUCAAGACGGGGGUGCUUUUAAAUAUUGCAGUAUUUUUUUUCCAGACAGCACCAACUACCCACACUGAUGCUUGCUCUAGAAAACCGUACAAUGAAUCAUAAGUGCAAUUAUUCAACUUGUUUUGCUUUUUGUUGAGCCAUGCUGUUAUACAUAAGUGAGGAUCUACAAAAGCAUGUAUACGUGGUGUGCACUCUGGAGAUAUGAAUGCUACAUUUCAGCAUAAAGUAAAACUAUAUAUAUAAAUACUAUAUAUUCAUACGGGUAAGAUGAGUACCAUUGCUCGUUAUUAGUUUGCUGGCUCUGAGGUUUGUGUGCGUUCCCUCGCUUACCCUCCCAAGUCAAAUCUCUGAAGCUUCGUUUAUAGGUGACUUAUUUUGAAGUGUAGUUGUGAUUUACGGUAGUGUUUUUGAUGCUUGUACGAUAUUUUUGUGUCCCUUACUCUUCCUUUAUGAGCGUUGUCCUGUCAAUCUGUAUACUAUGUGUUGCUUCUGACCUAUUUUUCUUUGUCCUAUUUUGAUUUAGAUUCUAGUUGCAUGGGGGCAUGCGCCUCCCACCCUUUCAGUUUGUCCAUUUUUUUGUCACACGUGAAGACAACUUGUGAUGUGUAAUGUUGGAAUAUGACCUCUCCACAUUGGAGAAAUGACAAGUGAACUUUGUGUCAACACUAAGUGGAAAGUUCAGACCAACUAACAGGCUUACCUCAGAGACUUCAGAAUUAUUCCAUUGUGAGUAGAAAAAUAAGGACAUUUCAGGUCAUUUUGUGUUAACGAAGCAACAGCAUUGAGUUCUGUGUGGGUUGCUUUCUGGAGUGUGUUAAAUGCAUUUGAGGUCUUGUAAUAGUUGAGCUGGAUUUUUGGAGUUUUGUAGUAGCAAUAAUUAUCGGAACUGUGAUUAGGCUACAUGUUUAUAUGAUUUAAGUUAAAGCGUGUCGAUCAUUUUGUGUGCUUGUCUGGUAUUGACAUCACGGGUUCCACUGGUGCAUGAGUGCAGGCUUGAAAUGACGUGGAAUUUAGUGCAGAUAACAUGAGAUGCUGACCUGCUUGUUGCAAGAAGAGGCAUCAGACUCGAAAUAUGUUCGUCCUGAUAAACAAUAUCUGAAAAGUCUUAAAUCAUCAUUGCACUGAAUCACUCCUCUUUAACAGGCCUGAAAUGCAGAAGCACCCUACUGGAAAGGCCAUGAUUCCGUCUUUAAAUGCUACCCAGUGGACCAACAUUUGGUGCUUUUUCAGUCCCCCCCCCCCCCCCCCCCCCCCCGACAAGUAAUACCACACCAAAGUGGUGUUUCUCGGCCCGUAUGACAUUUUCAGUACAUUACUGUCAAUUUCGUCAUGCAGGGUUCCUGUGUCAUCUUUGCACUACUACUUCUACACGAGUGGCCCACAUUCUGAAAGAGCUUCAGCAACCUUAUUACACUCAUCUGAGAGAAUUACAUGCAAAUAAAGCUUUCAUAAAAACAAUUGAAAACACCAUGAUAUUAAUACCAGAGGCGCUGACUUUUGUGGCUCGUUUCAGAGUGGAUGUUAACUUGAUUCACACGAUUUACAGUUGGUGAGCGAGCAAAGGAGAACUCAGGAUUUCUACUGAAACAGUACUGUAUUUUAAUUUUCUUGUGUAAUAUACUGUACUAUAGGUUUGCUGUACUUGCACAGUUUUUAAACUUCAUUUUCUUUUAUAACUUGAAAACUACGUAGAUGUUUUUGUCGUUAGUGGCUUUUCCACUUUUUUUUUUGUUUUUUUUUUUAAAUGUUCUUAUUUAGUUAUGGUAGAUAAUCCUGUUCUGAGAAGAUUACCUGCACGAGUAAUAGAUUUGAAAUGAUUUCCCCUGCACUGUAGUACAGUACCGUCUCACCAAAUAUAAGCAUUACAGAUCAAACUACAUUUUAACCCCAGUUAUGAAUAACAGUACAACAAGCUAAGAGUGCUAUUCUGUGUCAAAGAGUUUGUGGCCGUUUGCCGCAAAUACAAAGCUCAUCUCAACAGUGUAUAUCUGGGUGCUAUUUUAGAUCAAAUAUUCUUCAUGCUUUUGUUUUCUUCACUUUGCUGGUUUGUCUCUUGAGGGGGGCUAUAUGGUCUAUAGUGGUGGUUGAGCUCAACUGUGAAAUUCACUUGCACAUAACUUGAAAAUAAAACAAAAGUGAACAGAAGUCCAUUUGUUUUGUAGAAGUGUUGAAAAACAGGUGUAAAUAGAUAUGGGCCUACUGGGGGCUACUCUUUCAACAGUUAAGUACAACAGUUUAAAUGAUUUCUUUUACUCAUUUACUGUAUAUUACGGAGCCAACUGAUGCCUUAGGAAAAAAAACAACCUGUGUGUUCAUGUUAGUAAUAUUUAGUAAAUGGUGGACACAGAUUACUGAACUGAGAUUAGAAGACUGGGUGCAGUUUAAUAAGAUUGCAUUAAUAAUAAUUCUAGAUUACAAUUUUUUCCAAAAUAUUUCUACCCUGGCACGAGGAGGUUCUGUAGUUUAUACAGCAAUGUAUAACGAAAAGUUGCACAAAAAACAAUAACUUCAAAAGGGCUUGCACUUACUAAGGAGGUAAAAAUGCCACCUAGAGCUGACUCAAGCUUUUUUGUAAUCAAAAUAUGUUAAUGUUCUCAUGAUUAUGCAAUUUUUUCACGUUCUAACAAUAUUUUUAAUUCCAUAUACAGUAGGGCUACAGCUAUCGAUUAUUUUAGUACUUGAUAAAUAUCGACUACUUAGUUUGAAUAAUCGAGUAAUCUGCUUAGGAAGAUUUAAUGCGUUGAAAUAUAAAUUUUAGGAGUUGUAAAACAAAGGCUUGCUUAGAUUGAACUUUCAAAAGAGCAUUAAAUGAGUACACAAUUCCCAAUUGUUUCUUCAAACUAUGCAAGAGUUGCACUUUCCUUUAAAAAUAAAAUAACUGCGCUUAGCCUCAAACGGUAUUUAAAAAUAAAUAAAAGAGGAUCUAAGUAAAACAAGAGGCUAACUUGCAUAGCAAAAGUCUGCUAGCUUAAAUGCUAUAAAAUGCUAAUGUUUAAAAAAAAAAAAUUUUUAAACAAUACUCUUAGCAAAUCAUUCAAACACAUGUUCCCGCAAAAAAACAAACAAACAAAAAAAAAACAGCUAUAAACAAACUUAAGAAAGCAUAAAAAAACAUUAGCUGCUCCCUGUUGGUCUUAACAGGGAGCAGGUGAAUUCAGCCACGUUAAAUGAGUUAUGUCAUAUUCACUGUUGCCAAGAGAGGGCAUUGUAUCCACCCAAAUCAAUAAAACUACAGUUAAUCCAAACACUUUCAAAACGAACCAUAACAACGCCACUCCAACGAAUACUCAAAGCAGCAAAAUUUGAUCCGAAGCUUUUUUCUAAUCGAAUUACUGGAGUUAAUCGAUUAAUCGUUGCAGCACUAAUUCCAUACUCAAGAAAAUAAAGCUAUUUAUUCCGGUUGGGGUCACUGGUGGAGCCCCGUGUAGAUUGGAUGUCUUCUUUUAAAUCGCAAAACAUUUUAACAUUUAGCCAUUCUAUUGUCUUGCUAAACAAACAUGAUUUAGGAAGUGUAAUUGCAAGUAGCUUUGGACACAAAACGGCAUGACCAGUGACCUGAACCGGGAAAAAAUAACGGAAGUAAAACGUAUCACGUUUUACAAAUUAAAAUAUGAAAUGACUUGUAAGAAUACGAAUAGUCACACGCAUAAAACGUGAAAUAUCACUUAUAUGGAGUAUAAAUAAUACACAGUAAUCAGAAUAGUAAUACACAAGCAAACGUAGUUUAAAAGGACUCAUUCAGUAUGUGUACUAUUUGAUAGCAGUCCU